Hyposmocoma kahamanoa is the source of this 2234-nucleotide messenger RNA. RefSeq names its product cytochrome P450 9e2-like. Bases 1 to 1596 code for a protein of 531 amino acids. Gene Ontology annotation, molecular function: monooxygenase activity; heme binding; oxidoreductase activity, acting on paired donors, with incorporation or reduction of molecular oxygen. The record is from RefSeq and is a predicted model, not a curated record. The transcript has 10 exons. Lineage: Eukaryota; Metazoa; Arthropoda; Insecta; Lepidoptera; Cosmopterigidae.
AUGCUGGUCUGGAUAUGGUCAGUUAGCCUCUUGACUGCAAUAUAUCUCUACUUCCGGCAAGUUUAUGGCUUCUUUAAAAAUCGAGGUGUGAAGACAACGGGAAUUAUUCCACCUUUCGGCACUAUAUGGAGCGUUUUGGCACAGCGAGAGCAUAUUAGUGACCAAAUUAUCAAGACCUAUAACCAAUUUUCAGACCAGAGGUUCUACGGUUCGUUCCAAUUAGUGAAGCCGAUGGUACAGGUGAGGGAUAUCGAGCUGAUCAAAAAUAUUAGUAUCAAGGACUUCGAGCAUUUCCUCAACCAUAACCAAUUCCUCAACACAGAGAUCGAACCGGUUUUUGGAAGAAAUCUUUUCGGUUUAACAGGACAAGAAUGGAAGGACAUGCGAUCGACCCUCAGCCCUGCUUUCACCAGCUCCAAAAUGAAAAUGAUGCUGCCACUGAUGGUAGAGGUCGGAGAUCAGAUAAUUGUACCGCUUGAGAAAAAUAUCCAGGCAUCUGAACAAGGUUAUUUGGAUGUGGAUGUGAAAGACCUAAUGACCAGAUACGCGAAUGACGUAAUUGCAUCUUGUGCCUUUGGCCUGAAGGUGAAUUCUUACGUGGACGAAAACAACCAGUUUUACGCGAUGGGAAAAAUCCUUUCUAAUUUCUCUUUGCGUCAAAUGUGUUUGCUUUUCUUGGCGCUUUGUUUUCCGAAGUUCAUUAGAACAUUAAAAUUGACUCUGUUCCCCAAGGCGGUAGAGAACUUCUACAGGACGCUGGUGACGGAAACGAUGCAAACCAGGGAGUUAAAAAACAUCGUUCGGCCUGACAUGAUACAUCUGCUAAUGGAAGCUAAGAAAGGAAAAUUGACGUACGAUGAAAAAUCAAGCCAUGUCAAGGAUGCUGGCUUUGCCACCGUCAAAGAAUCGUCUGUUGGUCAGAAGAAAAUCACCAGAGUAUGGUCCAACGACGACUUGUGCGCCCAAGCCAUUCUGUUUUUCGCCGCUGGUUUCGAGAGCGUAUCUUCUACAAUGUCUUUUCUGCUGUACGAGCUGGCUAUCAAUCCUGAUAAGCAAAAGAAGCUGUACCAGGAAAUUAAAGAGAACGAGGUCAAAAACAACGGGAAAUUUGACUAUACUUCUAUACAGAAUAUGAUUUAUAUGGACAUGGUGGUCUCUGAAAUAUUAAGAUUAUAUCCGCCCAGCAUUAUCUUAGAUAGAUGCUGUACCAAUAACUACAAUUUGGGCAAACCUAACGACUAUGCCACUGAGGACUACAUUAUCCGCAAAGGUGAAGGUAUUCAGAUCCCCGUGUGGGCAAUUCACCGCGAUCCUCAAUACUUCCCGAGGCCGGACAAGUUCGAUCCUGAGCGGUUCUCUGAAGAGAACAAGUACAACAUCCAGCCUUUCACUUAUAUGCCAUUUGGACUUGGACCUAGAAAUUGCAUUGGUUCAAGAUUUGCCCUAUGUGAAGUGAAAGUAAUGGCUUAUCAAAUCAUAAACCUCUUUGAAAUAUCGCCAUCGAACAGAACGACUAUACCUCCCAAGCUGGAUCCCUCUUCGCACAAUAUUCGCUUAAAGGGGGGUCAUUGGAUCCGAUUUAAGACUCGGAAAUAGCCGUAAAUAAAAAUUGCCAGAAACCAGAACUCUACGCGAACGAAGCAACAUGGUGUUCGUGUAAAAAUAACAAUCAUAGUGUUGGGCUUAAAUAAUUUAUAAGUUUUUAUUAAAAAAACCCGAACUCAAAAAUUUAUAUAUAAUCCCUUUUUGCUGUCAUUUACUUCCGUUAAGUGUUAACGGAAAGAAGGUGAAAUUCAAUAAACUAGAUUCAGUUUCAUUCCAACAAAAAAAAAACCUUGAAAUCGGUUCACAAAUAUCGAAGUAAUCGUGUAGCACACCGCGUAAAAAAUACGGACAAAUUGAAAACCUUCCCCUUUUUUGAAGACGUUUAAAAAUUACGUUCGUAUUUAGAAUCUGUGCUGUGCUUUUGUAUGUACUCGACAUGUAAAAUGUACGACACGUAGUUUUCUUAUUUCGCGCAGUACAUACCUUAGAGAUGUGCGCUGCGCCGCCACAUCUCUAACAAUUUUUUAAUGCCGCCUGAUGAUUUUUUUUUAUUUUACUUUGUUAAUUACAAACUUUCGUACCAUUAAAAUCUUCUCUACUCUUCUUAUUAAUUUAAUCUUAUUAUACUAGAUUUAAAUUAAGAUCGUUUUUUAUUUGUAUUAGUUUUGUAAUGAUACUAUUAAGUACAU